Onychostoma macrolepis is the source of this 1409-nucleotide messenger RNA. RefSeq lists its product as uncharacterized. The transcript has 5 exons. The record is from RefSeq and is a predicted model, not a curated record. NCBI's taxonomy places the organism in Eukaryota, Metazoa, Chordata, Actinopteri, Cypriniformes, Cyprinidae. Bases 464 to 1243 code for a protein of 259 amino acids.
GAAUGUGGAAAUCAAGGCUUUUGUUUGAAUACAGGACAAGGGAAGUAAAGUGAAAGUAUGAGAAGUGUGUUGACUUACUACUUCAUGUCACUAAUAAAGGUUUUUUUUCAUUCAAAGGCCACAAGGUAAACAAAGAGGAACUCAUGGCGCGUGGAGUGCACAGAAAAACAUGCAGCAAGAACACUUCAACAGUUCUGUGUUCUGCUUUCUUCUGUACAGUUUGUUCUUUUUGUGUUUGUUUGUGUGUGUGUGUGUUAAUGCAUAGUUUUUUUGUGAUCUAUAUCUCUCUUUUUCUAUCUCUCUCUCUCUGUGUGUGUGAUUCAGUUGUACCGGUGACAUAUGGUAGCAGAAAAAAAGUUUGCAUCUCAUUGCAUUCUUGACAAAAACACCACCUGAAACACACAGAGAGCUUCAGAAAAACUGAAUCUACUUUCAACAGAGAAGAUCAUUGAAUAAGAGAAAAAUGAAGAUCGUUAUUUUCACUCUGCUGAUGAUUCCUGGUGCCGUGACCUCAAUCAGUGUGACAGGAUAUUCAGGGGGUGUAGUCAACAUCACAUGCAGAUAUGAAAAUAAAUAUAGAGAAAAUGCAAAGUAUUUUUGUAAAAUGCAGAAGUUAAAGUGCUCUGAACUCAUCAGGACUGAGACUAAAGAUGAAUGGUUUCAUUCUGGGAGAUUCUCUCUGUAUGACAACAGAAGAGCAGAAGUUCUCAAUGUGUCCAUCAGAGAUCUCAGUCUGCUGGAUUCAGGAACAUACCGGUGUGUCUUUGGACAAUCAGGAAUAUAUUACUACACCGAAGUGAAGCUAACCAUUAUAUCAGGUUUGUCUCUGAUCAUUGGUCUGUCUGUGAUUCCGGUUCUGAUCAUCAUUGGAUUUGUGUUUGCGAUCGUGACUUUCUGCAAGAGGCGUCAGGCUCAGAGCUCUGAUUCAGCCUCUAAAAUUCCUGAACCUGGAACAGAAAACAGUGAAGCGGUUCAUCAAACGGGCUUCAUUUAUGAGGAAAUUGCAGACACCAGACCUCACACUUAUCCAGAUACAGGAACUAAAACAGUCUAUGCUACUCCACAAUUACCCACAAACCCCUCUGAUUCUAUUAAAACAGUCUAUGCUACUCCACCAUUACCCACAAACCCCUCUGAUUCUAUUAAAACAGUCUAUGCUACUCCACAAUUACCCACAAACCCCUCUGAUUCUACUAAAACAGUCUAUGCUACUCCACAAUUACCCACAAGCCCCUCUGUUUAGCUGCUCCAUCAUCAUCAUCUACUGAGGGUCUGAAUGACACAGACGGUCCUGAUGAUGUUCUUUCAAAAAUUAUCUGUAAUCACAUUAAUGUCUAUCAUUACAUGCAGUUAUGAGCCAGUGAUUACAGUAAAUACAUGUUAGUUAUUGACUGUUUCAGUUUGUUAUU